Rhineura floridana is the source of this 5704-nucleotide messenger RNA. It is a transcript of the gene ZRANB1, whose product is annotated as zinc finger RANBP2-type containing 1. Gene Ontology annotation, biological process: protein K33-linked deubiquitination; positive regulation of Wnt signaling pathway; cell migration. Gene Ontology annotation, molecular function: cysteine-type deubiquitinase activity; K63-linked polyubiquitin modification-dependent protein binding. The record is from RefSeq and is a predicted model, not a curated record. The transcript is spliced from 11 exons. NCBI's taxonomy places the organism in Eukaryota, Metazoa, Chordata, Lepidosauria, Squamata, Rhineuridae. Gene Ontology annotation, cellular component: nucleus; cytoplasm. Bases 443 to 2569 code for a protein of 708 amino acids.
GGUUUAUUUUGCUUUGGGCCACUCCAGCCGCCGCCAUUAGCCGAGCCAGGAUAGAUUCUAGGGUGGCGGGAUCUCCUUCCCUGGUCUUCCUUUCCCCCCCGUACCGCCAAGGUGGUAGCGUCCUCCUUAUUCACUACGUCCUUUUAGCCGUCCAGACCAGGAAGAAACCAUGUCCUGAGCCGGGGGGGGAAGGAGCAAGAGGCCGCAACCAGCGGUGCAGGGGUGGGUGGGAGGCGGGUGAGGGGUAGGGGCGGCAGCUGCUGAGGAGACAGCCACAGGAUCAGGACACAGCACUGCAAGGAAAAGCUUUUACAUAACGCUGUCAGUCAUCCUUGCCAGUUCCACUGAAGAGGACAAGGCCCAAGACAGUAUGGAGACAAAAUAGACUCUUCAGUGUAAAAUAAACUUUCAGACUGAAAUCAAUUAAUUCAAGGAGUGCAGGAUGACAGAACGUGGAAUAAAAUGGGCUUGUGAGUACUGUACCUAUGAAAACUGGCCAUCUGCAAUCAAGUGUACCAUGUGCCGUGCUCAAAGACCUAGUGGAACUAUUAUCACAGAAGAUCCAUUCAAAAGUGGCUCAAGUGAUGUUGGUAGAGAUUGGGAUCCUGCAAGUAUUGAAGGAGGCAGCAGCCCUUUGAUAUGUCCAGAUUCCAGUGCAAGACCAAGAGUUAAAUCAUCCUACAGUAUGGAAAGUGCAAAUAAAUGGUCAUGCCACAUGUGCACAUACUUGAACUGGCCUCGUGCAAUACGAUGCACACAAUGCUUGUCUCAGCGUAGGACCAGGAGCCCCACAGAAUCCCCUCAGUCUUCGGGAUCUGGUUCAAGACCAGCUCUUUUCUCUGUGGAUCCUUGUGAGGAGUAUAAUGAUAGAAAUAAACUGAACAUGAGGACACAGCACUGGACUUGUUCUGUUUGUACAUAUGAAAAUUGGGCUAAAGCCAGAAAAUGUGUUGUGUGUGAUCAUCCAAGACCUAACAACAUUGAAGCAAUAGAAUUGGCAGAAACAGAAGAAGCUUCUUCAAUAAUAAAUGAGCAAGAUAGAACUCGAUGGAGGGGUAGCUGUAGCAGUGGUAAUAGCCAAAGAAGAUCACCUCCUACAACCAAACGGGAAUCUGAAAUGAAAAUGGAUUUCCAGAGAAUUGAGCUGGCUGGAGCUGUUGGCAGCAAAGAAGAACUUGAAGUUGACUUCAAAAAACUAAAGCAAAUAAAAAACAGAAUGAAGAAGACUGACUGGCUAUUUCUUAAUGCUUGCGUUGGGGUUGUAGAAGGUGACUUAGCUGCUAUUGAAGCAUACAAGUCAUCAGGAGGAGAUAUUGCACGCCAGCUAACAGCAGAUGAAGUACGCUUGUUAAAUCGCCCUUCCGCUUUUGAUGUGGGAUACACACUUGUUCAUCUUGCUAUACGUUUUCAAAGACAAGAUAUGUUAGCAGUUCUGCUUACAGAGGUAUCCCAGCAUGCAGCUAAGUGCAUUCCAGCUAUGGUGUGCCCAGAGCUUACUGAACAAAUUCGACGUGAAAUUGCUGCAUCUCUUCAUCAGCGGAAGGGAGACUUUGCUUGCUAUUUCCUAACUGACCUUGUAACAUUUACACUACCUGCAGAUAUUGAAGACUUGCAACCAACAGUCCAAGAGAAAUUAUUUGAUGAAGUACUUGAUAGGGAUGUUCAGAAAGAACUUGAAGAAGAAUCUCCCAUUAUAAACUGGUCACUGGAAUUGGGUACGCGUUUGGACAGUAGACUUUAUGCACUUUGGAAUCGGACUGCAGGGGACUGCCUGCUUGAUUCAGUACUACAAGCUACCUGGGGCAUUUAUGACAAGGACUCGGUGCUACGUAAAGCUCUUCAUGAUAGUUUACAUGAUUGUUCUCAUUGGUUCUAUACCCGAUGGAAAGAAUGGGAGUCAUGGUACUCCCAAAGCUUUGGUUUACACUUCUCACUGCGAGAAGAACAGUGGCAGGAAGACUGGGCAUUUAUACUUUCUCUUGCUAGUCAGCCUGGAGCAAGUUUGGAACAGACACACAUUUUUGUACUUGCACAUAUUCUUAGAAGACCAAUUAUAGUUUAUGGAGUAAAAUAUUAUAAGAGUUUCCGAGGAGAAACUUUAGGAUAUACCCGUUUUCAAGGUGUAUAUUUGCCUUUGUUAUGGGAACAGAGUUUUUGUUGGAAAAGCCCUAUUGCCCUGGGCUACACGAGGGGCCAUUUCUCUGCUUUAGUUGCCAUGGAGAAUGAUGGUUAUGGCAACCGAGGUGCUGGUGCUAACUUGAACACUGAUGAUGAUGUUACUAUUACUUUUUUACCGUUGGUUGACAGUGAAAGGAAGCUGCUGCACAUUCACUUCCUGUCUGCUCAAGAGAUUGGUAAUGAGGAACAGCAGGAGAAGCUGCUCAGGGAGUGGCUGGACUGUUGCGUGACUGAGGGUGGAGUCCUAGUUGCUAUGCAGAAAAGUUCUCGCCGGCGCAACCAUCCCCUGGUGACACAGAUGGUAGAAAAAUGGCUUGAUCGUUAUAGACAAAUUCGCCCCUGUACAUCCCUUUCAGAUGGAGAAGAAGAUGAAGAUGAUGAUGAUGAAUGAUACAAUUGAGAUACCUGGCUGAGUAUAAUGUAUGGCGACAGCCCCAGCACUUGGGGCAUGCUCUAGCAGUUUGUUACACAAUGACCCAAUUGUAGCAGGAAGCGACCUGCAUAGGAUUUUUAAUCAGCAUGGAAUUCAGAGGCUCAACAUGUGUGUGAAGACAGCUAUGUUGGUUGGACUACCAUUUGUAAAAAAAGCAAAGCCCUAAUUUUAUUACCAAGACAGAAAACAUUUUUCUUUCCAAUUGUACACCUGGCUAUAAAUGUACCGCAUGUACUCAUGUAAGAAAGUUGUGUAAUUGGAAAAAGUAUUACCAGCUUCUUAAAAUUAUUGAAGAAAUUUCUUUUGAAUAAGGGCACUUAAAAGCACAUCAUAGAUUAAUAUUUGUUCCUUUUGAGACUUACAGUAAAACUUGGUUAUUCUACAUCACUUCUUAAGCAUUCUGACAUACCAUUUUAUAUGAAAUCUUGCUAAUGCCCAGGUCAGAUUAUGUGGCUUUUUUGUUGUUGAAGCCACAUAGCCAGAGUAAGUCAAAAAUACAAACAAGUGUAUUAUUUUUAUUAAGAUAUGAGUUACUGUUGUGCCCAUCAUAAUAAAAUGAAAUGCUAAAGGGAAAAAAACUAUAUGGAAGGGAUGAUAAAUUUUGAUUGAGUGAACUUCGUUUUUUCUAAAGGCUUCUCUGCUGUCCAUUAAUAUUUUCUAUCAUUUCUUUGGGAUAUUUUUUUUCCUUCCAGUGUACUUAAAAUCAUCAAACAAGUACUGUUCCAGAGAGCUGUAUUCUAAACAAUUGUGUGGAAUUUGCUUCAUCUAAACUGAAAACUGCAUUUUGUCCAAACCAGACCUUGCUGUGAGUUGUACAGUAGAAAUUACUAUUUUAUCAGGCCUUUCCCCUUGCAACUUAAAAUCACCUCCAUUAAGGAGCACUCCUUGGUCAUUAAAAUUGAGUGAGAAAGCACUUUGGCAGUUUUCCUUAAAAGCCUUCAUUCUAAAGUUUUUGUUUUAAAGUACUGUAUAUUAUCUUUUCAUGGUAUGUAAACGUUGGAAUUUUUUGCAUGUUGAUUGAUUGUGGCCACAUUUGAAUAUGUAAGUUUCCUGAAAGUAUAAGUUCAGAAUAUAUUCUCCAGUAGAAAAUUCUUUUUUAUUAUACUUGAUAACUCUAGCCAUGCUAUCUUGAAUGGAUACAGCCUAUCUAAAACCUCAUUUUAAAAAACACUAAAGGUUGAAUAGUUUUGUAUGCAUAAAGCAGAUCCUGAUAAGCACUUUUUGAAGACCAAUGAUGGUGGAAAUGGUGACAAGGAACCUCUUGCAAAAUAGAUUUCUUCGUUUGGACAGGAAUCGUACACGUUUUUACAUAUAUGUAAAAAAUAUAGGAACCCUUCAGAAUUUGCUGCUUUUUCUAAAUGUGGAUUAGAUGGUGUUGAAAUGUACUUUCCAAAAAUAAUCCUGGUGAUAAAUCUACACUGAAAUUUCUUCAAGGUACUACAUUGGAGAAAUAUGUGAAUUCAGUUUUUUCACUUUUGAAACAAGCAUAUUAUGGAUGGGUGUGUGUAUGUGUAUGUAUGUGUGUAAUUUGGUCAUUAGUUGUCUCUUUGUGCAUGUAGAGAUUAUCAGGUAAAGGUGCAUAUUUACCUGUGAUGAGUCAAAUUUCCUAAGUAGGAGAAUAAUUGGAUUUCUUUUCUAAACCAGGUUCUGUUUUUUUUGUGCAAUCCUAAUUUUAGAUUUUCUAACUACAGUCAUAAGGUAAAAUUUAAUACCUUGUUUUCUUGCCUACCUUGCAUAGUGAAAUCCUCAUAUCUCUGGACCAAUAGAAUAAGCUAAAUAAUUUUGCUUUUGUGGGCGGAGUUUGUAAAAAAAAAAAAUCAAAAUCUGAGUCACUGUGCUGGUAUUAAUAGCUGAUUCCAGUGGGAUACAGUUAUCUUAAAUACAAGCAUUACUACCCUAGAAGGGGGAAAUUGCUAAAUUUCCAACUGUCUUUACUCCACUGCAGUAACCAAGUCUGAAAUAUUUGGCAUCAACUUGGAUGAAACUGGUGCCAUCUGGAAUAAAAAGCACAACAAUGUGAAUCUUUACUGGCUUAAAUUCACAUAUACUGUAGUACUACACAGGCUGAAACAUUCAAAUCCCUUCUUGUAGUGUAGUCUCAGUACAUCCGUGGAGGUUAGCGGUUUGGUAGCUGUUAUAGUCCAGGAAAGCAGGGAAUGAAGUUGUGGUGAGCCUUGAAUAUUGAUUGCAAUAAUGCAUGGAUCUCUAACUUGAUGUCUGUUUUUUAAAAAAUUAACUUUUUCACAUGGUGUGAGCUAAGCUGCAAUUGAGGUUUUUUAUUAUUAUUAUUGCACCGUUUUUACAUUUCAGGGGCAAAUUCUAGUUUGAGUUCGUAGCCGAGAUAUUUCCUGCUUAAAAUAUUUAUUUUUCACCCAUUGAAUUGUUUGGUUGUACUUUUUGGAUUUCAAAGCUUUCCCUUUAAGGAAAAGGCAUGGUUUGGCAGCAAAAUGGCCUUCCCUUUGCCAUCUUCAUUUUGUAUCUUAAUUACUUGUUUGAAGCUUUGCUGUACUGCAGUGAACCUGUGCUUCCUCAAUUACUCUAGCAUUUUAUGAGCUCUUCAAUGAUAUAUUCUCUGUACUAAGGUAACUUCCAGACUUAUGUAUUUAAUUUACAGCCUCCUCUAAAACUACAUUUUCCUCUAGUUUUAAGUGGAUUUUCCCCCUUCAAGUUAGUACCUGGAAGUAAUAUAAAGAUAACUGCAUCCAAGCAGCCAAAUUUUGCACCAGGGGUUCCGAGCAGAUUCACUGGGAUAGAUUGUCCUAUUAGAAAGUAUGUAUUUUCAUCAACAUUAAUUAUGCCUAUCUGAAUGCCACUGCCUGGUUUAAGAACAAAGUUCCAACAAUAGCAGCUUCUAAAAAUCGCUAAUGCCAGUGUAAAUGUUGUUUCACCUUCAUUUGUGUGGUUUCCUAAAUGUUUCUGUAACUCACCAAUGUUCCUCCUCCUGAUUGCUCUAUACUGGUGUCUAAGUUAUUCAUAAUUGCAGUGUUAGAUCAUUGACAAAGUUAUGAAGUUGACUCCCUUGAAUAUGUUCAAAGCUGGUAAUGUGCUUUUCCAUUUAUUUAAAUCAAAACAAAUAUAAGUUUUGUAACAAUG